Messenger RNA from Linum tenue, 2378 nucleotides. The record is from the annotation of a GenBank genome assembly. NCBI's taxonomy places the organism in Eukaryota, Viridiplantae, Streptophyta, Magnoliopsida, Malpighiales, Linaceae.
UUUCCUCUCUCUCCCUUCCCUCUUUCUCUCUCCCUUCCCCAUCUGCCCUUUCUGUCUGUGACAAUCAAGCCAAACUCAACUGGACAACCGCUGUCUCGCGAUCACAAGUUCAUAACUUUAUUCACAGAAGCUCCUCAAUUUCCUUGUUUACCAACUUACCCACUUGGAGUCUUUAAUUCUGUUUCCUUCUGGUGGGGAGAAUGGAGCACGGCGGCUAGAAUAUGAGCUCUAGCUCGAUUAGUUCAGCGUUGAGUUUUGGUUUCUGAUUCAAUCCCCAGCUCGGUUUCCCCUCAUUUUGUAGUACAACAGGCAAGGAAGGAGAGAUCUUUUUGUUUUCUAUUUCUGGUUUUCAGAAUGGGAAUAUGUUACUCAUCAACGGGGAAAGAGGAAAGGGGAGCUGAGAAUGGCGAAGGGGAGGGAGUUGGGAGCCGGUUGAGGAAGAAGAGCAGAGAUAAGAAAUCUGGCGGCGGCGGGGAUCAGGAAAGUGUGCUGAAUCACAUUCCUGGCAGGAUUGCUGGAAAUGGUUCUAGUAAAAUCGCCUGCUUGCAUACCCAGCAAGGGAAGAAAGGGACCAAUCAGGAUGCCAUGGUUGUUUGGGAGAAUUUUGGAUCCAGAAACGAUGCAGUCUUUUGUGGGGUAUUUGAUGGUCAUGGUCCUUAUGGCCAUAUGGUUGCCAGAAAAGUUCGAGAUUCACUUCCUCUCUUAUUGAGUAAUCAGUGGAAAGCUGGUGUCAGUGGGGAAAAGAAUGGCCUCCAAAAGUCUGAGAAUGCUCCAGGGACUACUACGAAUUCAGAGGAGACUGGUUCAGUAUGUGGUGAUGAUGAAUCAUAUGACGCGAUGGAGGUUGAGGAAAGUGACAAAGUCCCUGAGAUGUAUCUGCCGUUGAAAAAAUCGAUGUUGAAAUCCUUCAAGUUGAUGGAUAAGGAGCUGAAGCUGCAUCCUACCAUCGAUUGCUUUUGCAGUGGGUCAACUGCUGUGACUUUGAUAAAGCUGGGUGAGGAUCUCAUUAUUGGAAAUGUUGGUGAUUCUAGAGCGGUGAUGGCAACCAGAGAUGAAGAUAAUUCCUUACUUGCUGUUCAAUUGACUGUUGAUUUGAAGCCUGAUCUGCCAAGAGAAGCUGCCAGGAUCCAUCAAUGUAAAGGAAGGGUCUUUGCAUUGCAGGACGAGCCAGAAGUUGCACGUGUGUGGUUGCCCAAUAAUGAUUCCCCAGGUCUGGCUAUGGCCCGAGCUUUUGGUGACUUCUGCCUCAAGGAUUUUGGUUUGAUCUCUGUACCUGAUCUUUACUACCGUCGUCUCACACUGACGGACGAAUUCAUCAUUCUCGCCACUGAUGGGGUUUGGGAUGUUCUUUCCAAUAUGGAAGCUGUGGAUAUUGUUGCUUCAGCACCUGGUCGCGCAACUGCAGCUCGGGCCCUGAUAGAUUGUGCUGUUCGAGCUUGGAGGCUAAAAUACCCCACUUCCAAAAACGAUGACUGUGCUGUCGUGUGCCUCUUUCUGGAUCAUCCACCUGCAGAAAAUGGUAUGGAAAAAGACAUUGUGCCCACCAAUGAAUCGAACAAGACAUUGGCUCAAACAAGCAGUGUCUCAAUGGGCACAGAAAUGCAAGACGACAGUUCCAUUGAUCACGUCCUCAUGCAUUCAGGAACCAUAAGGCCCUGUGAAGAGAUUGUGCCGGUGUUUGAGCCUGCAGAGGCGAAAAUGACUGCACAGAGCCAGUCGAAGAGGAGCUUGGCGGAGUGCAUUUCGAGCACUGAGGAGGACGAGUGGUCAGCAUUGGAAGGGAUCGCUAGGGUCAAUAGUCUUCUAAGCAUUCCUAGGUUCUUAUCUGGAGAUAGAAGAUCAGCCAGUUGGAGGAAAUGGUUAUGACAGCGCACACUGAGUAUCGGGAAAGCUGGAGUUUUUGAUUCCUUAGACGUAUACAUCAUCUUGCUACUGAUACAGGUGAUAUUACCAACCCGGUUAGAAGAUGUUUGCCUCGCUGAAAUCAAUUUGGUGUCCUUGUUUUGCCAUUAUUCCUCUUGUAUUCAAUUUAUUGGUUUUUUUGUAUUUCUUGUGAAGUACAGCCAUGUAUCUUUUGAUGUGAUUGAGAGCGGAUGAGUUCUUGGAAGCAUAAGGUGGAACUGUGAAAACAUUGUGAAACAUGCUAGUUAUUGUAACUUGUACAGUAUGUUAUAUUAGUUGUACUUGUAAUUGACAGAGAGAGGUCUUCCUUUUUCACUGGAGAGCAGUUAGAGAACAAAUUUAUUUCCUUAAAUUUUAGGAUAAGGUCAUUGGUGUGCUGUAUGAGCUCUGGCCCAAGAGAAUAAGAGCAAUUACACUCGAACAGGAAUACUAGGUAGCUACUAAGACUUAUGAAGAGCAAGCUAGGUCGAUGAACC